CUCUCUGUGUGUCUCUCUGCCUCCGACCUGCUCACACUGGGACUGACCGUGCUUUGAACAAUGGCCUUCUACAUGGACAUGAUUGGCUACCAUGACAACAGAGGCAAGUGCGGUGAGUGAGGCGGACACUGAGGGCAAGCAGAAGGCCAGCGGCGCCGAGCCCGAAUUAGAGAACAAACAGAAGCCGGAGGCGGCGGCGGCGGCGUCUGAGCCGGAGGGGGAGCAGUCGAGCAGCCAGAAGGCCCAGGAACAGGCCUCCCAGCCUGGGCCCGCUGACGUCGCUACCUCACCUGAGGAGGAGCAGCUGAAGCCUCGUACCCGGACCUCCGCUGGCAAAGGCCUUUCUCGCCUCUUCUCAUCUUUCCUCAAACGCCGUUCACAGUGCUCUGAGGGUGAGGGGUUUGAGGAAGAGAAAGCCAGGGAGGAAAAGGCAGAUAAGGAGGAAAAAGCUGACAAGACAGAAGAAGAGAAGGUGGAAGAGGUGAAAAGUGAGGACAAGGAAGCUCAAGUAGAAGGUGAGAAAUCUGAGGUCAAAGUAGAGAAAAAGAUAGAAGAAGAACAAAAAGAACAAAAAGAGGAAAAAAAGAAGGAGACAGAAAAAGUUGAGAAGAAGGGCAGUAAAAAGAAAAAGAAAGAGGCCAAGAAGAAAGCUGAGGAGAAGGAAGAGGAGAAAGCGAAAAAGGAUGAGGUGAAAAAUGAAGAGGAAACUGUGAAAAAUAAAGAAGAGCCGACAGAGGAGGAGAAAGAAUUGCAUUCUGCUGAAAAGAAGGAGGAACAAUCAGAGACUAAAGAUGAAGAAAAUAAGCCGACUGCUGAAGUAAAAGACAAGAAGGCAGAGGGCGAAAAGAAAGAAGAGGAAAAGGUUGACAACAAGGUGACAAAGAAAAAAGAAGAAAAGGUAAAGAAGAAGGAAGAGGAAAAAGCCAAGAGGAAAGCAGAAGAGGAAGAAAGAGUGAAGAAGAGAGAGGAAGAGAAAGCAAAGAAGAAAGACGAAGAAAAAGCCAGAGAGGCCGAAAAAGCCAAGAAGAAAGAGGAGGAAAAGGCCAAAAAGAAAGAGGAGGAGAAAGCGAAGGAGGAGAAGACAAAGAAGAGAGAGGAGGAGAAGGCGAAGGAGGAGAAGGCAAAGAAGAAAGACGAGGAGAAACCAAAGGAGGAUUUGAAAAAGAAAGAAGAGGAGAAGGUGAAAGAAGAGGCAAAGAAUAAAGAGGAGGACAAGGAGAAAGAGGAGGAGAAGCCAAAGAAGGAAGAGGAAAAAGGGAAGAAAAAAGAGAAGGGGAAGAACAAAGGGAAGAAGGAGGCGAAAGGAGCAAGCGAGGAGCAGGUGAAAGCUCCGAUUGCUGCUCCAGAGCCGGAGCUCAAAACUGAGCCGGACAUCGAGCAGGCUCCUGAUCAGCACUCGAUCAGCAGCGGAGAGACGCAGCCAGCUCAGGAGGAACACAAGGAAAAAGCAGCAACAAAGAAGGAGCCUGAAGCGGUGGAAGAAGUGAAGGAAGAGGACGCGGAAAAGAAGGAGGAGGAACCAGCGGAACAGGAGAAAGAAGUUAAAAAAGGCGAGGAAAAGGCAACAGAAGCGAAGAAGGAGAAGCCUGCAAAAGAGAAGAAAACAGAGAAGAAGACUGAAGAAGCUAAAGGCCCCAAACGUCAGAAAACCAUGCAAUGCAAAGUCACCUUACUGGACGACACUCAGUUUGAGUGUGAGCUUGAUAAACAUGCUAAAGGCCAGGAACUUUUGACAAAAGUGUACGACCAUGUCAACCUGCUGGAGAAAGAUUACUUUGGCCUGGGACACUGGGAAACUCCAACCAACAAGACAUGGCUGGAACCCGCAAAAGAGAUCAGGAAGCAGGUUUCAGGUGCUGUCUAUGAGUUUACAUUCAACGUGAAGUUCUACCCUCCUGAUCCAGCACAGCUUACUGAAGACCUCACCAGGUAUUUUCUAUGUCUCCAGCUGAGGAAGGACAUCAUGCGCGGAGUUCUUCCCUGCUCUUUUGUCACACUGUCCUUGCUUGGCUCCUACGCGGCCCAGUCAGAGCUCGGGGAGUAUGACCCAGAGCUUCAUGGAGCAGACUAUGUUAAAGAUCUGAGUCUGGCCCCUGGACAGAGCAAAGAGUUGGAGGAAAAAGUGAUGGAGCUGCACCGCACAUACAGGUCAAUGAGCCCUGCCCAGGCAGACAUGUUGUUUCUUGAAAAUGCCAAGAAACUCGCCAUGUAUGGAGUUGACCUGCACCAAGCCAAGGAUCUGGACGGUGUCGACAUUACACUGGGGGUUUGCUCCAGUGGUCUGAUGGUUUACAAGGACAAGCUGAGGAUCAACCGUUUCCCUUGGCCCAAAGUGCUGAAGAUCUCUUAUAAACGCAGCAGCUUCUUUAUCAAGAUCCGGCCGUCAGAGCAGGAGCAGUACGAAAGCACAAUCGGUUUUAAACUGCCCAACUACAAAGCCUCAAAGAAGCUGUGGAAAGUCUGUGUUGAAAACCACACGUUCUUCAGGGUUUCAACAGUGGAGCCUCCCUCAUCACGUCGCUUCCUCGUCUUAGGCUCAAAGUUCCGGUACAGCGGGCGCACACAGGCCCAGACCCGCCAGGCGAGCUCCAUGAUCGACCGCCCAGCCCCUCGCUUCACACGCUCGGCGAGCAAGAGGCUGUCGCGUAACCUAGAUGGAGUAAUGAUCACGCAAAGGGGUACCCGUCCUGUCAGCGCUCCGGUCUUCUCCCAGGCUGCUCUGGCCGAGGCAGGGAUCCCCAUGGCCCCCCUUGAGCAGCCCCAGACCUCCACUCCUAUCAAAACCAGCCGCCAGGAGGAGAGAAAGCUGGAGGUCACUGUAGAAACCGUGGAGCCCUCAAAGAUUGAGGACGUUACUGAGGACAAGCCAGCAGUGUGGAGGGACCAGGGAGAAGUAAACUCUUCACUGAUAUCCACCAUCAAUGGGGACAUUCAGCACGAGUCAGAGGUCACAAGCACGGAGGUGGUGCGAAUGCGAAAGAAAAGAGCAAAGAAAAUUGAGAGUGACUCAAUUUAUAUCAGACAUAGCCUUUUAAUGUUGGAGGAGUUCGAUAAGCCUCAGGAGGACCUGAUCAGGCAUCACGCCAGUAUCAGUAAGCUAAAGAAGAACUUCAUGGAAGCUGUCCCGGACCCCAGGCCCAGUGAGUGGGACAAGCGCCUGUCCACACACUCUCCGUUCCGCACCCUGGGUAUCAAUGGUCAACCUCUGCCCAGUGCAGAUGGGAGUGUGUGCAUUAGUUCCCAUUGCAAUGGUUCAGAGACAGAGGCUGCGUGUGAGGAAACCAGCAGCAGUUUGGGCUCAUCAGGCGUACCCAGGCCCGCUGUGUGCCUCAAGACAGAGCCUGAUAGAGUCGAGGCCCACGGUGCUCCUGUUGAGGAAGAGUUUUGUGAUCAAGAUGGUGUUGUAGUUUUUGAAACUUCAUUGGUGCCCAUCGUAGAGGUGGAGAUGGCACAGUUGCCUGCCUCCCUUGAGCUCGACCGUAAAUCUUUAGAUGAGACCCAGGAGGAAGAAGAAUCAUGUCCUGCAGUGUCGGAGCGCUCUGGGAGGAGCGAUGGUCCACAGGUCAUACGCUGCUUCCAGCCCCCUCUGGUGCAGACCCAGACAGUCACCAUCACGGCUGCCUCCAACUCCUCACCCACUGGCAUCUCCACCACAGAGGUCCCUAUCGUCCCAACCAAGACCAUCACCUAUGAGUCUUCAAAGGUGACAGUUGAUGGGACAGACGAGGACAAAGACAGCACAACUGUGUCCAGCUCCCAGACCUCAGAGACCACUAGUGGCACCACGGUCACCACCACUACCACUCACAUCUCAAAGGUAGUGAAAGGUGGAUCCUCAGAGACUCGUGUGGAGAAGAGGAUUGUCAUAACUGCAGACUCUGACAUUGAGCCAGAGAAGGAGAAACAUGGCGGAGCAUCAGCAUUGUAACCGAAUCACCACUUUCAUUUAUUUCUUCAACUCUCCACCUCCGCUACCCCGUCAUUGGAGUGCAGUGAGCAGCACUCACUGACCAGCUCGAUCUCCGCACACAAAUAUCCAAAAAGAAAUAUCUCACACAUCUGCAACUAAAUGUAUUAAUAACCUGAGUAGAUAAAAUGUCGAUUUGAUUUUAUUUCCCAGUCGAGCUGUUCAUUGUAGGUAGAAGGCGGCAGCACAGGUUUUCAGUUUUUAUUAAAUGCUUAUCCUGGUGUUCGAACAAUAAGCUUAGCAAAUACACUUUUAUUGGUUGAAAGACAGCAUUUUCAGUUAUGUUUGCUUUUAAAUGCUUUUAUUUUCCUAGUUGUUUUUAAAUUGUUAAUUUUAUACAAAUGCACUGUCUUCGUGCUAGUUUAGACACAGUUUUCAGCAUUUAUCCCCUUGGUGCUGCGAGGGAACGUUAAGACUACAUUCAAGGUAACUCUUGUUGCUUGCUUGUCUAUUUAAUUCAGGAGAGAGCUUUUUUUUUUCUAAUGAAAUGACAUACCUCACAUUAAUAUGUGAACAAAGAUAUUCUGUGCUUUGGACAGUUUGUUCACUUAGUUCACUGCUCAGGUACGAAAACGAAAACCUAAAAUCUUUUUUUUUCCCAAACCAGCAAAGGAACCGGUAGCCUACGUGUCAUUGUAAAGUUUGAAUUACAAAUUGAUCUAUUUUGAAAUAUUUCUCUAUUUUAUAGAAUUGAUGCUUUUAUAGUAUUUGUACAAAUCCAGGUUUUUAAGUUAUUCAUAUCCAUCUUCUCAUGAAAUUGUAGGUUGCCAAUGUGCUGUUCAAAUCUUAAGUCUUGCCUGAUGCCCUGAAUCAUUCUUAUUCGUUUCCUCUUGUAUUCCACCAAGUUUAUCAAACCUUUCACAAUUUACUUAUGACAAUGGAGUGCUUCCCUCAGCCCUGUUUUAUUCAAUAGCAUAGAAGUCAAAAUUGCUUUCAAUAUAUUUGGUUGAUUUAAAAAAAAAAUUAAAAAAAAAAAGUUUUUCAAGCUGCGGUCUGUUUAUCUCAGGUUUUGAUAUUCUUUGUAAGACUACAGACCUCCAUGACUGUAUGUGAAAUGUCCAUAUAUGUAUAUCCAUCCCUAUUACCCUACAUUAAUGUACAUUUAUGUUCAGCUGAGUGAGGUCAAUUAAUAUAAAAGCUUGUCUGUCACAGCAAACACAUGUAUAAGAGGUGAAGGCAGCUCUCCCUGUAUAUGUGGCUUUUCUCUCAUAGGAGCACAAGUUGUCUUUUUUACAUGUUCUACUAUACAGUAAUUUAUUUGUAAAGUAGGAAAUGUUUCAUGUGAGUUGAUGUACUGUGAUGUUUCAACACAAGCUGGUUUCCACUGAAGAUGUCACAAUGUUAAAUAUUCUAUUCAUUAUCAACCAAGUUUGUAAAAGCCUUUUUACCAUAUAGUCUUAGUAGGUUUGCUCUCUCACUUGCUGUUUUCCUGGAUCUUUCCAUAGAGGUGGAAAUAAUUUCAAAAUAUACGGAUCCCUUUUUAGAUAGAAUAUUUGUUAGCAAACUUUUUUUUUACCCAAAAAAGAAGUCAUUGGUAUUGUAGUUACAUGGACAACAACAGCAAAAUCCCCUGGAAGAAAUUGUAGAAUUCCACUUGAAGAAAAUUAGUUUUUAGACGAUGGAAAAUAUUGUUGCUUUGUGACUUAUCCGUCUUUUUAUGAAAAAAAUAAAAUACGCAUUAUUUUGCA
Paralichthys olivaceus (Japanese flounder) is the source of this 5655-nucleotide messenger RNA. Lineage: Eukaryota; Metazoa; Chordata; Actinopteri; Pleuronectiformes; Paralichthyidae. The record is from RefSeq and is a predicted model, not a curated record.